This is a messenger RNA of Cryptosporidium muris RN66, 553 nucleotides long. RefSeq lists its product as uncharacterized. The annotation marks the transcript as partial. The transcript has a single exon. The record is from RefSeq and is a predicted model, not a curated record. NCBI's taxonomy places the organism in Eukaryota, Apicomplexa, Conoidasida, Eucoccidiorida, Cryptosporidiidae.
AUGGACCAGUUAACUCAAACUUCAAAUUAUGAUACAAAACCAAUGGAGACUUCUGUUAACAACUAUUUGGAUAAGGAUAUCCCUAUGACUUUGGAGAAUAAUAAAAAUAUCAAUUAUAAUAGUAGUAGCAGUACCAAUAUAAAUGAUGAUAAUGGGAGUUGCAAUAAAGUAGUACCCAAUAAUCUCCCAAGUAAUUUUAGAGGAUAUUUACAUAAUAGUGUGAAUAAUAUUCAUUCAAAUAAUUAUUAUACAUUUAAUACAAUUUAUAGAACAAAUAGCAAUAUUAACAGUGGUGCACCAGCUACUAGACGCUCAACAAGAGCUCGCAAAGGUGUCGUUAGCUAUGUUGAACUAGAAGCGGAAUUUGACGAAUUUCUUGAGAGUUCAAGUGAUGAAGAGAAACCUGUAACUAAGAAACGUGGUAGAGGUAGACCAAGAAUUAAUAGAGAUGCUAUUAUUGCAAGUACUGUACCUCCACGUGAACCUAGCUCUAGGCGCAAGGGUGCAGCUAUGGGAAGUUUGAUAGCUGCAGAGACAAAGUUAAAUGCUGGAU